AUGAAGGUGUUUUCCAUCUUUAAAAAUGUCUUGAUGUUAUUUUACAUAAUCGCCACCUUUCACAAAAUUCCAAGUGAAGGGGCCUUAAACAAUGCAGAAACGUUAGAUAACUUAGAUGACAAUUCUCUGCUAGCUUUCUUUUUACUGAUACAAUUAGAAGUUCCGUACUUUUUGGAUGGUUUGUCUUCUAAAAUUAUAUACGAAAAAGUGAUUGAUGCAACAAUGUAUUUGUUUAAAGAAGAAAUUAUUAAGUCAAGUCAUAUAAAUGAAAUAAAGCAAUCACUAGUCCAAGAUAUUAAUAAUACCAUAAUUGGGCUAAAUAAUAUCCUGGGGGAUAUAAGAAAUGACGACGAAAAGUACUUCAAGUGGUUACAACUAAUUUUUAGUAAUUGCUGGAAAAUAGAAAAUGGAUGCAUAAAUAUAACCAGAAGGAACUGCUCCUUGUCUGUGUUAACUAUGCUUCCGAAAAAAGGACUACCCAUAACAUGUAUAAGUUGCAUUAUUUAUGCUUUAAAUUAUGCUUCACAUUCUAUAUACUUAUUUAAAAACUUUUCAAAUAUUGAAAAUUGUAAUAAUGAGAAUAAUAUAAAAUUGAUUAAUUUAAGCAACGAAAUUAGCAUUAUAAGAGAAAAUAUAAUUUAUCUGAACAGUUUAGAAAAGAUUUCUGUUUUGAAAAAUGUACAAAGCGAAAUAAUAGUUCUUCAUAUAAAAAAUGGUAGUGGUUUAAUAAAAUUAUUAAACACACAAGGACAUGGAGCAUUCAUAAGAAUUGUUAGUAAUUCAAUUUAUGAAGUUAUAAAAAGGAGCAUAAAUGGUUAUAUAAAAUAUGUAAAUAAUAAUAAUAAUAAUAUAUAUAAAAAUAAUGAUUAUAUAAAUAAUUUAUACAUAAAUAUGAAAAAAUCUAUUACAUUAACUAUCAAUGGAUAUUUAUAUAAAGACAAUGAAAAAAAUGAAAUUUUUCGUAUUUUUGAUUUUGGAUUAUUUUUAACAGAUAUACAUUUAAACAAAUGUAUAUCUUUAUUAAAUGGAAAUAAUAUAUUUAUACAACUAGAAAUUGGUAGUUCACAAACAAAUGUACCUUUCAAAAAUGGGAAUAUAUUAAAUUUGAUUGAACUAGAAAUUAUUUUGAAUUCAUUUUUACAUUUUGGUUAUAAUUAUUAUUCUAAAGUUUUUCUUAUAUUAAAAAAAAUUAUAUAUCUAAAAAAUUAUAAAGACAGGGAUGUUUUUACAUAUGAUGAUAAUAAUAAAAAUAUUUAUGAACAUAUGGCCAAAUGGUUACGUUCCAACAUUAAAUCAGAUGGAAAUAACCAAAUCAAUAAUAAUUUAAACAAGGAUAUUGUAAAUAAUGAUAUAUUUCAACCUAAUCAAAAUAAUAAUCAUGUAAACCAAAUUAAUAACAUAGAUCAUAUAGAACUUACAGAUGAUCAAACCAUCUAUUGUAUUAUUAUGGUUAAUAUAGUACCUGACAAUAAAUGUCUCUUCUUAAAAAAAAGUAUUAUUCAACUUUUAAAUAAACCAAUAUAUUCAAGAUCAUUAUCAGGGUUUCAAUUUAAAGAUAACAAAAUUAUAAAUGAAGAAUUAAUUGAAAUAUUAGGAGAAUCAUAUUAUAACUCAUCCAAUAAAUCUAAAAGAAGAACAAAUGUUUUUGGAUCCAGAAUAAAUGCUAGAGAAAUACAGUCAGCAGAAAAAUUAAUCAAACCUGGUCUUAAACUUAUUCAUAUUGCAUUUCAUAAUUUUACUUCCAUCCCAGUACAACAAAGAAAUACUUUCUAUUCUGCAAAUAAUAUGUUCUCUUUAUUCCAACAUAGAAUUCAUUAUCUUAAAGAAUGGAAUCCUAAAAUUUUAAUCAUUAAAAAAUUCUAUCCUGAAGAUAUUAUCAUCAAAAGUUAUAAUGUAUAUUCAUAUCCAAAAAAUAAUAAUAAAUAUUGGUUCAUUAUUUCUUGCACAGUCAUACCAUUCUUACUUAUUAUUCUAUUUAUACUAUUGUAUAAACGAUGGUUCCCCGAUAAUUUAAUUUGCUUCCCUUUUUUAUCAAAACAUAGAAAAAACCAUAACAAACAAAAAAGAAAACAAAACUACAAAUAUAGUUGCUCAACCUGUAGAAAAAAAUGUUUCAAACAUAUGUACAAAAUGCAGAAGGAUAAAUCACACCUCAGAAAAAGACUUAUUCUUCAUAAAAAUAUACCAAAAAUACCAAACAACGACAAAAAUAGCAACAACUUGUUAUUCCCACUAAAACAAAAUGAUGAACACUUAACAAGAAACAGGCAAAAGAAAAGUACUACAUCCCUUUUUUUAGAAGAAAUACAAACAAAUGAUAUAAUAGAAUGA
Plasmodium falciparum 3D7 is the source of this 2331-nucleotide messenger RNA. RefSeq lists its product as uncharacterized. Bases 1 to 2331 code for a protein of 776 amino acids. NCBI's taxonomy places the organism in Eukaryota, Apicomplexa, Aconoidasida, Haemosporida, Plasmodiidae. Gene Ontology annotation, biological process: regulation of transcription by RNA polymerase II. The record is from RefSeq and is a predicted model, not a curated record. The transcript is spliced from 3 exons.